Molecule: messenger RNA, 1545 nt
Organism: Caretta caretta (loggerhead turtle)
Lineage: Eukaryota; Metazoa; Chordata; Testudines; Cheloniidae
Source: RefSeq, a predicted model, not a curated record
CCUGCCCCGGGGGCCGCUCGCCGCUCGGAGCAGGGCCGAGGGCGCCGGGGCCAUGGGCGCGGGCUGGGGCUGCGCGCUGGGGCUGGGGCUGCUGCUGCUCUGGGGGGCGGCGGCCGCUCCCCCGCUGUGCAACGUGAGCCUGGAGCAGGCCCCGCAGCAGCGCUGGCUGCCCGCCCUGCGGCACUUCGACCCGGCCUUCCUGCGGGCGGCCGUGGCCCGGGUCAUCGAUGAAAGUGUACCUAAGUGGGUCCAUGCUGUCAUUCGGCCAGUAGCAAAAGAACUGGAGUCUUUUAUCCCUCAACCCUUUGCAGGAGAGAUCCUGGGAAUGUGCAAGGCACUGGGGAUUAGUGUUGGAGAUGGAAUUCUCGUGAAUUUGGCCUAUGAAUUUUCUGCGUUCUGUACCAGUAUUGUUGCUCAAGAUUCCAAGGGAAAGAUUUACCAUGGUCGGAACAUGGACUAUGCUUUCGGAGAUAUUUUACGCAAGAUGACAAUUGACGUGCAGUUUAUGCAAAACGGGCAGGUAGCGUAUAAGGGUACCACAUUUAUGGGCUAUGUCGGCUUAUGGACCGGACAGAGUCCACACAAGUUUACAAUCUCUGGUGAUGAACGAGAUAAGGGAAGAUGGUGGGAGAAUGCAGUAGCUGCUUUCCUGAGUCGAAACGUCCCAGUCAGCUGGCUUGUCAGGGAUACCCUGAGCAAAGCUGCAGACUUUCAAGCUGCCGUUCUCAAACUGGCUGCGACCCCGAUCAUUGCGGACGUUUACUUCAUCGUCGCAGGAACGUCGCCCAAAGAGGGCGUGGUCAUCACAAGGAAUAGAAGGGGGCCGGCAGACAUCUGGCCUCUUGAGCCCACAGCUGGAGCGUGGUUCCGUGUGGAAACAAACUAUGACCACUGGGUUGCUCCUCCUCCAUUUGAUAAACGAAGGCAGCUUCAUGUGCUGAGCAGGCAGCCACUUCAGCUCCUGCAGCCUCACUCAGAAGAAACUAGACCAGGUAAGGAGUGAUACUGCCUGGUUCCAGUGCUCUUUGGCUGGAAGCACAGUGGUUACAGGGUGACAACUCUCUAACAUGAGGCAGAAGAAAAUCGUGGGAAGGGAAAGAUGCUUGGUGUUGGUGUCCCAGUAGAAGACAGAAUUUAACCCUAACCAUAGUGUUCAGGCCUCACAAUGACAGGCUGUUUGGAGGCAUUGUUAAAAGCCUCAGCAACGUUUUUAGUUGAUUUGGCUGUUUGAUGCAAGGGGGCAAAAUGUGUUGGCAGAUUGGCUGCAGUUCUGUAGCUGUAUCCUCUAAUGGUAAUGCCUCUCAUUUAAUUAUGGUCGAUUGGAUUCAGCUCAUACCAUCUUUUAGUGUAAUUAAGCCCCAAGCAGAUGUUUUGAUGUGGAUUGAUUUAGUGGCCAACAUUUCUCAUUCAGGCUGCAUAACGUUUUCUAUGACCGUUAUUUUUGUUGAGUGACGUUGCAUCCUUUCCUUGCAGAACUGCAGCCAUUAAAGCUCUCAAUGCCACUGGAUGGGACAAUAUUAAUUUUGAGACCCUCUUUCAGGUAUU